Colletotrichum lupini is the source of this 2256-nucleotide messenger RNA. RefSeq lists its product as uncharacterized. The coding region runs from base 1 to 2256 and encodes 751 amino acids. The transcript is spliced from 11 exons. NCBI's taxonomy places the organism in Eukaryota, Fungi, Ascomycota, Sordariomycetes, Glomerellales, Glomerellaceae. The record is from RefSeq and is a predicted model, not a curated record.
AUGGAAAAUCCAAGAGACGGCCGACCAAGCACAGUUAUCGAAAUCGCUCCUGAUGGCGACCUCCUUCUGUUGGUUGGGCCAGACGAGACAAGAAUGCGCGUUCAUUGUAUGUCAUUGAUGGCAGUAUCGAAACCAUUCUCCGUCAUGCUCGGCCCAGACUGGAAGGAAGGCCGUGAUAGGCACGAUCAGGGUAAAGCUUCGGAACUAUUGCUACCUGAAGACAAUGUUGCUGCAUUGAAAAUCAUCUGUUCCGUCAUUCAUCAUAAGAAUAGUGAGGUACCUCGAACUCUCGCUGUUGGCGAUGUCCUCGCAGUCGCUGUCGCCGCGGACAAGUAUGAUUGUGGCAAUGCUCUCAGAUUUGCCGCCGAAAGCUGGCUUCGACCUUCUGGGAAAUCAGCUAGCAAUCUUAUGCUUCUCACUGCCGCAGCAUAUCUCUUGCAGAGUGCGCAAGCUUUCAAGGAGAUCACGAGAGCAUUGAUACUUGACCAUGAUGGUCCUUAUCUCGAUCUCUAUUGGAAAGAUGCCGAAUCUCUCAUGACAUGGAGGAUCUUCAGUAAGUAUCAUGAAGAUCUUUCGAACCUACAACUAACAAGUAGCCGGGCAGGUCUGCUAGAAGAGCAGAGAGGGCUCGCAAGGCUGAGGCUAGCAGAAAUACUUACUGCCGGGGUGAACGAUGCGACUGGGCUGUGCGUUCACAAGUGCGGGUGGACGAGCAAAUAUGCAUAUGCAUACAUGAAGCUGUUGCAAAAGGAAGACCUUUGGCCAGCACGCCUAUCUCAUACUUCUAUCACUAAGGCACUGGAGUUAGCACACAGGAUGCCUGACCCGAUCCCUGAGGAAUCAAGCACUUCAUGUGUUUAUGAGUACAAACACACUGCUCCAGCCUACAGGCGAAACCGCAGCUCGAGUCUGGACACCUUUCAAAAAGGUAUCGGACUUUGCCUACGAAAACACGUCAUGAUGGCCGAGAGCGAUGGUUGGGAGCUUGUCGUGAUCGGCUGGCCAGGCGUGGGCCAAUAUGUGGCAGACAUCAUGUUGGACGGCCACAUAUGUCUAGUUGAAAAGGGUUGCCAGAGAACGUCUCUAUCACCUUCUGGUCACGUGGGAAGGCGCAUUCAGAAAAUUCAGGAAGCUAGGCAGGCGCGAGGGUUUUAUGAACCUCAUUACCGCAAGCGAAUGGAAGGCGCAUUAGAAACUCAAGUACUGCCCAGCGCAAAUUCCAUCGCAGAAAUUUACCUCGACACGGACCGUAUUAUUGCGGGUUAUGGCGUGUACUUUCAAGAAUCUCCUCUUUGGAAAAAGAGAUAUUUGAAUGAGGUCAAAUGGAGGGAAGGAACUGUCCGCAGUACUGCUCUACCUGAUCAACCUUACAAAUCGAGCAAGGUCGAGGAAAUCAUGCACUCGAGCUCACUUGUUCCAUUACACACCAAGGCUCGUUUGCAGUAUCACGAUCGACUCCGUGCUACAUAUUCUCGAUUGCGGAACCUAUACGGAAACUUUGAGAGCGUGUUCCAUCACGCGAGCUUACUUCCGCCAGUCGACCGCCACGAAAGGAUCGCUUCAACAAGCCCUCAUUCGCCAAAUCGACCGCCAGACCGCUGGCCGCUAAAACGAUAUUACUCUCCUCCAGCGUCAAUUGUGCUCGAUUUCUUACGCAUGCUUGCCGCGAAAAAAAUACUUUCACUACCUUCUUUCACCAUCUCCUUUCAUGGGAAGCCAACCUCGCCGCAGAAAGAGCUUCUUUUUGUCAUUGUCAGGGUUAUUCCCUGCAGAAGAGCUCUUUCGACACGCUCUCUGCCGGCAGGCCCCUGGCCGCCACGGAAAUCUCGCUUCGACAAGUCCCUAAGCCCACCAGAGCGUUGGUUCAGACCGCUGACUGAUGAGACAGGGCGUCUCAGCACACCGACUCCCACUUUCUCAUGCCAGAAACUCGCCGCGGAAGGAUCUCGAAAAUCCAACUUCCGCCAGAUCUCUUCUAGGGCAACCAUCCUCAAUUUUCCCUGCCUUUAUGACUCUUUGACAAACGGCAAUACCUCCACUUCCUCCAGCCACUUCGACGGCAAACCCCUCGGCCAUUUCGACGGCAAGCUCCUCCUCGGCCACUUCGACGGCAAGCUACCUCCUCCAGUCAACUCGAUGCAAAUGACCUUAUUCUACCGCUUCAAUGGGCAAGAGCCAAGUCCCGCAAGCGUGAUUGAGAAAGCAGCAUACUAUGGGCAAGUCUCCCAGCGAACAUAUACACCUCCCUUGCUUUGA